AUUGAGUCCUAUCCAUACAUCAUAAAUGAGCCCAAUAAAUGCAAGGAUGAAAGUCCCUUCUUAAUGUUUUUAAUAGAAACAACAGCCAGAGAAGUUGAAAACCGCAGAGCAAUAAGGACCACAUUUGUAAAUACAACAUGGAUAAAUAGAACAUCUAUCAAAUAUUUGUUCCUGUUGGCUAAAGACAGUAAGCAGGAACCCAAUACCAUUGCAGAGGAAAGUGAGAAGUACCAUGAUAUCAUCCAAAAGGACUUUCAAGAUACAUACAAAAACUUGACCAUUAAAACAUUGAUGGGAAUAGAAUGGGUCUCCAACUACUGCCCUAAAGCAAAAUAUGUCAUGAAGACCGACAGUGAUAUGUAUGUUAACACUGAACUUUUAUUAGAUUUAUUGGGUCUGGACCAACCUCAAAAACAAAACUAUUUUACAGGAUUUGUAAUGGAAAAUAGCAAACCACACAGAAGCAUUCACAGUAAAUGGCACAUGCCUCAUUCCCUCUAUCCAGAUGAAUUUUAUCCUACCUUUUGCUCAGGGACAGGCUAUGUAUUCUCUGGGGAUGUAGCACCAAAGAUUUUAAGGUCAUCGUUUAAAGUAAACUAUGUUUAUCUAGAAGAUGUGUUUGUAGGAAUCUGCCUUGAUAGGGAAGGUAUUAAGAUAACAAAACCUCCAAAAAAUAACUUGUUCCAUAAUUAUCGUGUUUCAUUCGAUCCAUGUGUGUAUAACAGAAUUAUUACCUCUCAUUAUAUGACACCAACUGACCUUAUCAAUUAUUGGAAAAUUGCACAGGAAAAUAAAGAGAAAUGUUUAAACUCUACCAAGUUAUAG
This is a messenger RNA of Bufo gargarizans (Asiatic toad), 825 nucleotides long. Its product is annotated as beta-1,3-galactosyltransferase 2-like. Gene Ontology annotation, cellular component: membrane. The transcript has a single exon. Gene Ontology annotation, molecular function: N-acetyl-beta-D-glucosaminide beta-(1,3)-galactosyltransferase activity. Lineage: Eukaryota; Metazoa; Chordata; Amphibia; Anura; Bufonidae. The record is from RefSeq and is a predicted model, not a curated record. The annotation marks the transcript as partial.